Paraglomus occultum is the source of this 1494-nucleotide messenger RNA. NCBI's taxonomy places the organism in Eukaryota, Fungi, Glomeromycota, Glomeromycetes, Paraglomerales, Paraglomeraceae. The record is from the annotation of a GenBank genome assembly.
AUGGAUGACGAGUAUGCAGACACCCUGAGUACAGAGUUGCUUCCGGUAGUUAUUGGAUUCUUGUUAAACUGCAACGCUAACCGAUCCCGUAGUUGGGCGCCACAUGGGAAAAUAUUCCCGUCCUUGGUCGAGUUUGAUUUGUUCACGAAAUUGUCGAAACGUGACACUAUAGCACUAAAAGUCAACAUACCUCCAUCCGAGCUGGCUGAUACUAGAAAAUUUAUUAGAUUCCAAAAUGAAGAUGAUCCCCUUGCCCUUAAUUAUCGUCCAGCUGGGUUAACUGGUCUACCUGUCUCAUUAUGUAAUGACAUCCUGGCCAAGUUUCAGGAUAAUGCUAAUGGCAGCAUUGAGUUGGUUGAAGAGGACAUUGUAUUUGUUAGGAACCUUUCAAAUGAGAUGUGCUCCAUUUUUGAUGAUGAGGCUGAGAGGAGAGACUGUUUCCAUAAACUAGUAGGUCGUUAUUUCUCCAGAGUGUUUGACAUCCAUACCUUUGGAAAUAAACGAGGAACAGAUGGCAGUCUUAUGUUUACAAAGGGCAACUUCCAAGUACCUCUGCUGAACUUAGAGGUGAAGCCAGAGCUUGGGAUGGGAAGUGGGUGUCCGUAUGUGCAAUCAACUGCCUAUUACGUAGAAUUUAUCAAGAAAUUAAAAGACAGUAAUAGCUCUGUAAUUACCCAAUCUCGAUUUCCAGUAUUUUUGAUGUAUUUAGCAGGGCCAUACCUGGGUGUAGCUGGGGCUGUGUUUCUGACAACACCAGUGUGUGAACCUCUCACACCUGUAAUGCCCCUCUUCUAUCGUCCUCACCAUGAAGACAUGUUACUGAGGACUGCUUGUGUGCUCAAAGCUUUGAAGAUAGCCCUCAAUGAUUUGGAAAUAUUCUAUGACCAGCUGAGCCAUGACAGCAAUAUCAAACUGAGUCAGCAGAUAUCUUUUCCAUACAUUAGCAAAAUGAAUAUUGGGCAGGUUGUUGCCAACAUCAUCUAUGUCAAGAAGUUAGAUCGUUAUAUUUUUCAAGCAAAAAUGGAACAUGAUAAUGGAUUAUCUCAACAUGUGAUUGUCAAGUUUGCUAAGAGAUAUUCUGAGGAGUGCCAUAGCACUUGUCAGGGACUGGGAAUUGCACCAAGACUGUUUUCUUGUAAAUGGAUUCCUGGUGGUUGGUGUGUUGUGGUUAUGGAACAACUGAUGGGAUAUGGAUCACUAUCCUCUCUUGCUCAAGACAAAAAGCUAUCAAUACAGAAGAAAACAAUGGAGUCAGUAAAGAAAAUGCAUAACCAGGGUUUUGUGCAUGGUGAUAUGAGACUUUCAAACAUCAUGACUGGUCCCAAUGAUUCAGUAAAGAUAAUAGACUUUGAUUGGUCUGGUAAGGUUGGAGAGGCUGUUUACCCACCUCUCCUGAAUCCAGAUAUUGAUUGGCACCCUGAUGUCAAAGCUGGAGCAAAAAUUCUGCCAGAUCAUGACUUGUACAUGCUAAAUAACAGCUUCAAUAGUGUAUGA